Molecule: messenger RNA, 2846 nt
Organism: Nicrophorus vespilloides
Lineage: Eukaryota; Metazoa; Arthropoda; Insecta; Coleoptera; Silphidae
Gene: Cdc27
Product: cell division cycle protein 27 homolog
Exons: 5
Coding region: 188-2650 (820 amino acids)
Biological process (GO): cell division
Molecular function (GO): protein binding
Source: RefSeq, a predicted model, not a curated record
UUGUAUAUUAAACACAAAAUGGCCGAUGUAUCAGUCAGUUGUCAAAAGUUCAUGAAAGUUUGUAUUUUAAGAGGCUCGUAAUUAAUCAAUACUCUGCAUGUAAUAAUCCUAAUACCUCACGAAAAACAUAGUAUCUAAGAGUAAUGUUAUUGCAUAAAUGAAUAAAUAAGUUAUACUACAUAUAAAAAUGAUUGUGCAAGAACCAGUCCAGGCUGCUAUAUGGCAUUGUUUGAAUCAUUAUGACUUUAGUGAUGCCAUUUUCCUCUCUGAAAGAUUGUAUGCUGAAGUUAAAACUGAUGAUAGUUUAUUUCUCCUUGCAACCACAUACUACAGGAGUGGGCAAAUUGACCAUGCCUACUAUAUUUUAAAAGAUAAAUCUACAAUGUCUUCACAAUGUCGUUAUCUUCUAAGCAGCUGUGCCUUUGAAAUGCAGAAAUAUGCAGAAGCAGAGAUGGCACUGACAGACACCUUGGUUAUAAAGAGCACCAAUUUUGAGGAAAUUAUAGAGGAGUAUGAGGAUCAAGCAUCUUUUGCACUGCUACUGCUUGCGAAGAUAUCAGCGAAAACUGGUCGACGGCAGCAGGCUAUAGAUGCUUACAAACGUGCACUGAAGAUAAAUCCUUUCUUGUGGAGCUGCUUUGAGAGUAUGUGCAACAUGGGCGAGAAGCCAAAUGCGAGCACGUAUUUUCAAUUGAGCGAACUGGAAAACCUGAACCAAUGCCAUGGUAAAAAUUUAAGUAACAUUGAGAGCGUGGUGCUGACCUGCAACCAAACUAAUACCCCAAUUCAGGAGAAUCAAGCGUACAUCACAACACCUCAGCAGAUAUUCAGCAACACGUAUGCACCCGUCAACAAUAUCAAUCCCACGAAAAUUUGCACACCAGAGGAUAGUCCCUUAGCUAACCCAUUAUGUCUCUCAGGAUUUAGUAUGCUGCCUUCGAGCCGCAUCAAACUACCACGCUUUAAGAUGAUAGACUCAUUAAAUACAACUAGUCCGGCAACGACUCCUUCGUUUGGGCAUAUAGUGGAUGACUUUAUGAGUACACCAAAUAUACAUUCACAGCCAAACUUUGUGGAGGUGACCGAGCAAAAGUCAUUUACGAAGAAGAUGCGAUCUCACGUUGGUAAUUUGCUGGUUAGGAAGGAGGCGAUUCUUCAAAACAGUAAACCUGUAUUUAGUCAAACAGGUAAUGUGAACAAUACGAUACCGAUGACGCCGAGUACACCUGCCACGGUAUCGUCAGGGCCGAACGUGCGGCGGAGUUCCAGGCUGUUCAGCAACAGUUACUCGGUGAAGGAAAACAACAAAUCGCCAAACAGGAAUAAGUUCGCAACGCCGAAAUCGCCGUCGCGCAAAACGAAGCAGCGUUUGGCCAAGUGUAGUCUGAACGACUUCAACAGUUACAUGGAUUUAAAUACCAAAAACCGAUUGAAGAAAGAGAAAUCAGAGACGGUCACAUCGGCCGAGUUAAAAACCAAUAGUGCAAUAACAAAUCUAAGUGCCAAUAGUAAUAGUAAUGCGACGCAGUUACAGAAACAGAGUGCGGAAGGUUUGAUGUGUCUGCUGAGGGACAUGGGACAGGCGUAUCUUCACAUGUCUCAGUACAACUGCAAGUUGGCUAUCGAGGAAUUGAAUCAGUUGCCGCCUCAUCAGUUCCAAACAACUUGGGUGUACAGCAUGCUGGGUUUGGCGUACUUCGAAAUGACUGAUUACGAGAACGCGGUUAAACAUUUUUCGGAGAUUCGAAGUCGUGAACCUUACAGAAUUAAGCACAUGGAUAUAUACUCGACGUCGCUCUGGCAUCUGCAGAAAGAGGUUACGCUCUCCGCUUUGGCGCAGGAUCUCCUGCAGCUGAACAAGAACUCUGCAGUUACAUGGAUCGUAAGCGGUAACUGCUUCUCGUUGCAUAAGGAGCACGACACGGCUAUCAAAUUUCUGCAUAGAGCGGUGCAAGUGGACCCUACGUUACCCUAUGCAUACACCCUGUUGGGCCACGAGUACAUAACUACUGAAGAGCUGGAUAAAGCGAUGAGCUGCUACAGAAACGCCAUUCGUCUGGAUCCGCGUCACUACAACGCCUGGUUCGGUAUAGGCACGAUCUACUCGAAACAAGAACGUUAUCAUUUAGCUGAAAUCAAUUACAAUAAGGCGCUCUCGAUUAAUCCACACAGUUCGGUAAUUCUGUGCCACAUCGGUGUGGUGCAGCACUCGCUGAAGAAGAUUGAGAAAGCUCUCAGCACGUUAAAUUCGGCUAUCGCGAAGGAAUCGAAAAAUCCGUUGUGCAAGUUCCACAGGGCGUCGAUCUACUUUGCAAUCGGCGGUCACACGGAAGCCCUCAAAGAGUUAGAAGAAUUAAAAGACAUCGUUCCCAAAGAAUCCCUAGUGUAUUAUUUAACAGGAAAGGUCCAUAAGAAAUUAGGCAAUACGGAUCUGGCGCUCAUGCACUUCAGCUGGGCCACGGACCUGGAUCCUAAAGGCGCGAGCGGUCAAAUCAAGGAGGCGUUCGAUCCGUCGAUCGGAAGAACGGCGGCGGAUACAGACUCCCCAGCCUCUCCGCCCGUAGAGGAGUAUCCCUCAGAGGGCAACUCCGUGCAUCACGACAAUACCGCCUUCAGCGCACUACAAGAAGACAGUGAUGACAGUCUUUAAUCGCAGCAUGUAUAGUGAUGACAGUCUUUAGUCACAGUGUAUUUAUGAUCAUUGUGCGUGUUCCCGGUGUACAUGUUGAUGAAGAUCGUGAUCCCAUUGUCCUCCUUCUCCACCACUCUCCCAGCUAUUCUCACCAACCCAUGUGUUACAGUUGUUAGAGCCUUUUAUAAUUUUUAUUAUAUAUUUUUUAUUUCCA